This is a messenger RNA of Neopelma chrysocephalum (saffron-crested tyrant-manakin), 1791 nucleotides long. RefSeq names its product transcription factor CP2-like. The transcript is spliced from 15 exons. Gene Ontology annotation, molecular function: RNA polymerase II cis-regulatory region sequence-specific DNA binding; DNA-binding transcription activator activity, RNA polymerase II-specific. Lineage: Eukaryota; Metazoa; Chordata; Aves; Passeriformes; Pipridae. Bases 1 to 1512 code for a protein of 503 amino acids. The record is from RefSeq and is a predicted model, not a curated record. Gene Ontology annotation, cellular component: nucleus. Gene Ontology annotation, biological process: regulation of transcription by RNA polymerase II.
AUGGGGGGGACACCCGCCUGUCCCUCUCUGCUGCCACCCUGUUCGUGGGGUGUCCCCCCCUUGAGCCCCCCCCCAAAAUGCUCUUCUGGCACGGCCAACCCGACCACUACUGGUCCAGCGCCGGGGACAUGUACCCCCUCCCCCCUUCUGGGGUGCUCAGGGACCCCCCCCGUCCUGCCCUACCUGAAGCAGGAGGAGCCCAACGGCAUCUCCACGUCCCAGCCGGAAUUCCCGGCGUUCCAGUACAUCCUGUGCGCCCCCACCUCCCCCGCCGUGCGGCACCACGAGGAGACCCUCACCUACCUCAACCAGGGGCAGUCGUACGAGAUCCGCAUGGUGGGGACCCCCCGGGGGGACCCCGCGGAGGGACGGAGGAUGGUCAAGAGCGUGGUCCGGGUGUCCUUCCACGACCGGCGCCUGCAAUACUCGGAGCAGCAGCAGCUCGAGGGCUGGCGGUGGAGCCGCCCCGGCGACCGAAUCCUCGACAUCGACAUCCCGCUCUCCGUCGGCGUCCUCGAGCCCCAAAUCCACCCCACGCUGCUCAACACGGUGGAAUUCCUGUGGGACCCCUCCAGGCGCACGUCCGUGUUCGUGCAGGUUCACUGCAUCAGCACCGAGUUCACGCUGCGCAAGAACGGGGGGGAGAAGGGGGUCCCCUUCCGCCUCCAGAUCGACACCUUCGGGGCGGGGGGCAAGGGGGACCCCCCCGAGCACCUGCACUCCGCCAGCUGCCUGGUCAAGGUGUUCAAGCCCAAGGGGGCCGAUAGGAAGCAGAAGACGGACCGGGAGAAGGUGGAGAAGCAGCCGCCGCCGGAGCGGGAGAAAUUCCAGCCGUCCUACGAGAGCACCGUGCUGGCCGAGUGCGCCCCGUGGCCGGACGCGCUGGGUGCCCCCCACAGCCCCCCGGGCACCCCGGGACUGCCGACCCCGCACCCCUUCAAGCUGCUGAGCCCCGAGAGGGGGUGUGUGUCGCCCGCCUGCGCUGCCGAGGGACCCGCCGAGAGUCCCGGCGAGGCGCUGAGUCCCUGCGCAUCCCCCCUGGAGACGCAGCAGUGGCUCCUCCGGCGCCGCUUCUCCGCCUGCGCCCGCGCGUUCGCCAACUUCACGGGCGCCGACCUGCUGAAGCUCUCCCGGAGGGACCUGAUCCAGAUCUGCGGGGCCCCCGACGGGAUCCGCCUGUGCCACGCGCUGGCGGGCAGGUGCCCGCGGCCCCGGCUGACCCUCUAUGUGGCGCGGGAGCCCGGCGGGGCCGAGGAGGUGGAGGACGGGGGCUCAGGGCUGUACCAGGAGCUGCACCUGGAGCAGCUGACGGUGGCCGAGCUCACCGGGAAGCUCGCGGAGCUCCUGGGGCUCCCCCCGGCCCAGAUCCUGCGGGUCUCCCGGCAGGGACCCUCCGGCAUCCACGUCCUCGUCAGCGACGCGAUGCUCAGGACCCUCCAGGACGAGACCAGUUUCGUGGUGGCGAUCGCCAAAGCCCCCGGCCCCGAGGGCUUCCAGCUGCUGCUGCGGUAGGACCCGGCCCCGGAUCUGCGGGAGCCCGGGAAGGGACAAAUCCCACCGGAGCAGAGCUGGAGUCAUGCCGAGAUGGAGAGAGGAACCCCGGGAUGGAGAGAGGAACCCCGGGAUGGAGAGUGACCUCAUCCCUGUGGUGCCUGCAGGGGUUUGGGGUCGGUCCUACCCUCAGCUACAUAUAUUAUAUAUCUAUAUCUACACCUUUACUUUCAGUUAAUGCAUUAUUAUACCCCCAGCGCCCAGGAAGGCACAGAUCUCACACCAUUAAAACAACAUUUC